Molecule: messenger RNA, 913 nt
Organism: Musa acuminata subsp. malaccensis (wild Malaysian banana)
Lineage: Eukaryota; Viridiplantae; Streptophyta; Magnoliopsida; Zingiberales; Musaceae
Product: vacuolar iron transporter homolog 3-like
Biological process (GO): intracellular manganese ion homeostasis
Cellular component (GO): membrane
Molecular function (GO): iron ion transmembrane transporter activity; manganese ion transmembrane transporter activity
Source: RefSeq, a predicted model, not a curated record
CUGGCGCAUGGAGGCACCCUUCUCUCGAUCUCUGUGCCACCGCCAUCAUCCACUAUAAAGACCUACCUGUGGCGUGUGUCCACCACGCUACCUUUCUAUUACUCUCUGUUUCUGUAUCUACACUUGCACUUCUUCCCAUGGCUCUCGACAGAACCACGCUUUCCACUGAUGGCAUCGAAAGCCAAGUGCCACACGUCGAGGAGCACGACUACUCGCAGAGAGCACAGUGGCUGCGUGCCGCCGUCCUCGGUGCCAACGACGGGCUCGUCUCCACUGCUUCGCUCAUGAUGGGCGUCGGGGCCGUGAAGGGUGACGCCAAAGCCAUGAUCGUCUCCGGCUUCGCCGGCCUCGUCGCCGGUGCAUGCAGCAUGGCCAUAGGAGAGUUCGUCUCCGUGUACUCGCAGCUGGAUAUAGAGGUGGCGCAGCGGAAGAGGGAGCAGCAGACGAAGGUUGAGGGGGAGAGCAGCGACGGGACGGGUGGGGAGGGGCUGCCGAGCCCGCUGCAGGCUGCAGCGGCAUCGGCGCUGGCGUUCUCGCUGGGGGCGGUGGUGCCGCUGCUGGCGGCCGGGUUUAUAAGCAGCUAUAGGGUGAGGUUGGGGGUGGCGGCGGCGGCGACCAGUGCUGGGCUAGUGGUCUUCGGGUGCGUCGGGGCGGCGCUGGGCCGAGCUCCAGUGGGGAGGUCGUGUUUUAGAGUGGUGGCAGGGGGAUGGUUGGCCAUGGCUGUGACCUAUGGGUUCAUGAGACUCUUCGGGUCCACCGUCUGAUGUGAGUUAACUGCGCGGUGAGCUCAGAGAUGCAUCAUGAAGUUGUCUUGCAAGCAGUCAUAUAUGUACCGUGUUCGUGCCAUGCAAGUGGUCAUCUAUCUACUGUGAUUAUGCUGGUUGAAUAAAUGUGGUGAAAUAAUGGUAAAACA